Messenger RNA from Lolium perenne, 2049 nucleotides. Its product is annotated as desmethyl-deoxy-podophyllotoxin synthase. The record is from RefSeq and is a predicted model, not a curated record. Lineage: Eukaryota; Viridiplantae; Streptophyta; Magnoliopsida; Poales; Poaceae. Gene Ontology annotation, molecular function: monooxygenase activity; iron ion binding; heme binding.
AGAUCGAGAUCUUACGAGUUACAGUUUGGGUGCAAGUUGCAACGGCUUUGAGACGAAGCGGACCUCGUCUUCUUCCCGUUCGAUUCGUUGACAAAGGAGGACCGAAUGCUAUGGCGUUGCUGCCGCUCUACCUGCUCCUUCUCCCAGUUCUGGCCAUCGUCCCCUUGCUCUGCCUAAACCGACGAAGAUGGCGCGGCGCGCCAGGCCGGCUGUUGCUUCCUCCGUCUCCGUGGGCCCUCCCGUUGGUGGGCCACAUGCACCACCUCGCGUGGGACCUGCCGCACCGCGCCAUGCGUGACCUCGCUCGGCGCCACGGCCCGCUCGUGCUGCUCCGCCUCGGCGCGCUCCCCGUCGUGGUUGCUUCCUCCGCGGAGGCCGCGCGGGAGAUCAUGGUGGCGCGCGACGUCGACUUCGCCACCCGCCCCAUGAGCCGCAUGGUCCGGCUUGUCCUCCCCGAGGGCGCCGAGGGGAUCGUCUUCGCGCCCUACGGCGACGAGUGGCGGCAGCUCCGCAAGAUCUGCGCCAUCGAGCUGCUGAGCGCCCGGCGUGUCCAGUCAUUCCGGCCCGUGCGUGAGGAGGAGGCCGGCCGGCUGCUCCGGGCAGUGGCGUCCUCCUCUCCGACGCCUGUGAACCUGAGCGGGUUGCUGUCGGCGUACGCCGCCGACUCGUCGGUGCGCGCCAUCAUCGGGAGCAAGUUCAAGGAGCGGGACAAGUUCCUCACCCUGUUGGAGCGCGGGAUGAAGCUGUUCGCAAAGAUGAGCUUGCCGGACCUCUACCCAUCGUCGCGCCUGGCGAUGCUCAUCAGCCGGAUACCGCGCCGGAUGAGGCGGCACAGCGAGGAAGCGGCGGCGUUCACGAACGCAGUCGUCCGAGAGCACCAGCAGAACCGCGCCGCCACCGACGACGAUGGGGAUGACUUGCUCGACGUGCUCCUGAGGAUCCAGCGGGAAGACGACCUGCAGUUCCCAUUGUCCACUGACAAGAUCAAGUCGGUCGUCGGCGACAUGUUCGCUGGGGGCAGCGACACGGCCGCGACGACGCUGCAGUGGACCAUGGCCGAGCUGGUGAGGAACCCCAAGGUGAUGCGGAAGGCGCAAGACGAGGUCCGACGAGCGCUCCACGGACAGUCCAAGGUAACAGAGGAAUCCCUGGCCGACCUCAACUACAUGCGCCUGGUCAUCAAGGAGGCACUCCGCCUCCACCCACCGGCGCCGCUGCUUAUACCGCGGGAGUGCCGCAAAGACAGCCAGGUCCUGGGCUUCCAUGUGCCCAAGGGAACCAUGGUGCUCGUCAACGCCUGGGCCAUUAGCAGGGACCCCGCACACUGGGACGCGGCUGAGGAGUUCGUCCCGGAGAGGUUCCAGGGCGGCGAGGUCGACUUCAAGGGCGCGGACAUGGAGUACACCCCGUUCGGAGCCGGCCGACGGAUGUGCCCUGGGAUGUCGUUCGGCCUGGCCAAUGUGGAGCUCGCGCUCGCCGGACUGCUGUACCAUUUCGAUUGGGAGCUUCCUGGACGGGUGGACCCCGGGGAGCUUGACAUGACGGAGGAGAUGGGCGUUACCGUGCGGCUGCGCCAUGGCCUUCUUCUCGUUCCCGUGGUCCGAGUGCCGGUUCCACUAGAUUAGCAGCCCGACGGACUCGUGAAGUCGGUGCUCGGCCGUGCCCGCCAGCUGGAUGUGUCUAACUCCAACUGAUCACAAUGUUUUGUCUCCAACAUCCAGUUCGGCAGUUCCCUGAGAUUUGAUCGCUAGUUCGAUCUUCCAAUUAAUAGCUGUUGACCGCUACUUUGAUGGCUAAUAAUCUUGCUUUGUAGUUAUAGUCACCUGAACAAAAGAAGUGUCUGACAAUAAAUUCAUUUAGAGGUCCAGGGCUUAGGUGUCAUUAGUUUCCAGUUAGAGCAUCCCCACUCGUUGGCGCUCCCCACGCCCAAAUCCGCGAUAAUUUCGUCCGGAUAGGACGAAAAAAUGGCGUGGGGAGGGCCAGUUUCCCAGCUGCGAUCCCAGGCCUAGCCGUUGAUUUAAUUUUGGAAAACGUAAACUUGACGAAAUA